This is a messenger RNA of Suillus paluster, 1782 nucleotides long. RefSeq names its product cytochrome P450. NCBI's taxonomy places the organism in Eukaryota, Fungi, Basidiomycota, Agaricomycetes, Boletales, Suillaceae. Bases 1 to 1479 code for a protein of 492 amino acids. The record is from RefSeq and is a predicted model, not a curated record. The transcript has 13 exons. Gene Ontology annotation, molecular function: oxidoreductase activity, acting on paired donors, with incorporation or reduction of molecular oxygen; monooxygenase activity; heme binding.
AUGUUAACACUUACGAACGUUACUUGGCUAGACCUAUGUCUCUCUUGUAUCGGAGUGUAUCUGUUGAAACAGAUAUUCUCCGAGAAGAACCCUGUACCAUAUCCCCCUGGUCCUCCGGGGCGACCUUUCAUUGGGAACUAUGGUGAUAUCUCGCAUGUCGAGGUUCUAGGUCAACACAUCAUGGUGCUGAACUCUGUCAAUACUGCGAUGGAAAUGCUAGACAAGAAGAGUUCUUUGUAUUCUGACCGUCCUGUUCUUCCUAUGGGUGGUGAACUUGCUGGCUGGAAACACAUUCUGGCUCUUCUCCCUUACGGUGAACGUUUUCGUGAAUACCGCAAGAAUUUCCACCGCAUCAUUGGAAGUCGCGCCGCAAUGGAUAUCUACCACCAAACCGAGGAGAUUGAGACCCACCGAUUCCUGAAGCGUGUACUAGCGAACCCCGACCAGCUGCAGGCACAUAUUCGACAUACCGCUGGCGCAAUCGUUCUGCACAUCUCUCAUGGUUAUGAAGUGAAUGAGAACAAUGAUCCCUUCAUCGAGCUUGCAGACCGCGCUCUCGACCAAUUCUCUCGGUCCACUGCUCCAGGUGCUUUCAUGGUUGACAUAAUGCCAUUCUUGGCCAAGGUCCCCGAGUGGUUCCCAGGCGCUGGCUUCAAGCGCAUGGCCCGUGAAUGGCAUGAGACCGUCGAUGAGAUGGUUGAUGCACCGUACAAGUUCGUCAAGGAUCAGAUGGCUGCUGGAUUUGCCCCCAGAUCUUUCACCUCAAAUCUGUUGGAUGGCCGUACUUUGUCUGCGGAAGAGGAUCACAUUGUGAAAUGGUCUGCUGCAUCUCUAUACGCCGGUGGUGCCGACACGACCGUUUCCGCAAUAUACUCGCUUUUCCUGGCUAUGAUACUGUUUCCUGAUGCGCAGAAGAACGCCCAGGCUGAAAUAGACACAGUAAUUGGUCCUGAUCGCCUUCCCUCCUUCGCUGAUCGCCAGUCUCUCCCCUACACUGAGGCGCUUGCCAAGGAAGUCCACCGCUGGAAUGCUGUCGCUCCUACCGCCGUUCCUCACCGUCUCACUGAGGAUGACAUGCAUGACGGCUACUACAUCCCAAAAGGCUCCUUGAUAAUACCGAACAUUUGGUUCAUGCUCAAUGAUCCACAGACAUAUGCUAACCCCUCAGAGUUCAACCCUGAACGCUACUUAGCCAAGGAUGGAAAAGAACCUGAGACCGACCCUCGCACGAUCUGCUUCGGCUUUGGUAGACGUAUCUGCCCAGGUAUGCACAACCACAGAAGGAACACGACAGCUUGCACCUCAGCUGAUGCGUCCGUCUGGAUAUCUAUCGCUAGUGUUGUCGAGAAUGGUAUUGAGAUCACCCCUGAGGUUGACCCCUCAUCGGGUACAAUCAGCCACCCCAAGCCCUUCAAGUGCUCUAUUAAGCCUCGUUCCGCAAAAGCCCUUGACCUCAUUCAGCAAGAUGCUAACUACUGAGUGCACGAAGAUGUAUCUGGAGAAAUGGAUACGUCCUAGCGAUUGUUAUUCCUAUCGUCUAUCAAUUUGUAUUUUGAGCUCGCAAGCAGCCACGGCAGGUCGUGAUUGCGAUCGUAGCUUGUUGAAGUCAUUUACAAACCGUAAGUUCAUGAUCUGACUAUACUCCACUAGUCUGGGUUCCAGAAGUGUGAUCAGCAUUCUGGCAAAAUUCAAGGUAAGUAAAUUAGCUUGAAGGUAAUACAAUGCAACCAGGGGUGGCAGCAGCGAAUUUAGUGGACGUUGAACGUUGAAUGACUUCCGAAC